AGCAGGGAGGCCCUGGGAGUACUGGUGGAUGGCAAGUUGGCUAUGAGCUGGCAGUGUGCCCUGGCGGCCAGGGGGAAAUUCAGCCAGCAAGAUCCAGGCAGACUCGGUGUCCAGCACUCCGGGAGUAAUGUUCACAAGCCAAAGCACAAGUUCCACCUCAACUCCAGAAAGAACUUCUUUACGUUGAGGCUGGCAGAGCACUGGAAUAGGCCGCCCAAGGGAGUCGUGGAGUCCCCCUCUCUGGAAACAUUUCAAACCCAGCUGGAGGCUUUCAUGUGUCACCUGCUCUUGAUGACCCUGCCUUGGCAGGGGGAUUGCACUGGAUUUUUUCCAAAGGAUGGGUUACAUCCAAGGAAUCUUAUCCCAGAGCUUUGUAGACUGUUUUAUGAUUUAGGUUGGGUAACAGGAACUGGUGGAGGAAUCAGCUUGAAACAUGGGGAUGAAAUCUACAUCGCUCCUUCAGGAGUCCAAAAGGAGAGAAUACAGGACUCCCUCUCCCAGAAUAGAGUAAUACUUGGAAAGAUUUGUCAUCUCAUAAAUCUGAGGAUAAAUACAGUGAGGAGUGAAAGGAAUUUCUGCACUGGUAGAAACUUGGGGUCUCACAGCAGUGUUUGCUGGGGAUGUGGAGAAGUAAGGCAGGCAAAGCCAGAAGAUAUGUUUGUUUGUGACAUGAAUGAACAGGACAUCAGUGGUCCUCCACUGCACAAGAAACUAAAGAAAAGCCAGUGCACACCACUUUUUAUGAAUGCCUACACUAUGAGAGGGGCAGGCGCAGUGAUCCAUACACAUUCCAAGGCUGCUGUUAUGGCUACCCUUCUUUACCCAGGGAGUGAGUUCUCUAUUACUCAUCAGGAGAUGAUAAAAGGAAUCCAGAAGUGUACUUCAGGAGGCUAUUACAGGUAUGAUGAUACACUAGUGGUUCCUAUUAUUGAGAAUACACCAGAAGAGAAGGAUCUCAAGGAGAGAAUGGCACGUGCAAUGGAAAAAUACCCAGACUCUUGUGCUGUCUUGGUCAGACGUCACGGUGUUUAUGUGUGGGGAGAGACAUGGGAAAAAGCCAAAACUAUGUGUGAAUGUUAUGACUACUUGUUUGAUAUCGCAGUGCAGAUGAAGCAGCAUGGGUUAGAUCCUUCAAAACAUCCAUCAGGAGAAAAUGGGAUCUUGUAAAUGUCAACAGCAUUUAUAUUCAGGUUUCUUACAUGAUAAUGGGAGUUCCAGCUUUCACCCCACAUUACUGAAGCCAGAAGGGGGUGCUGAUCCUCAGCUGAUUGACAAAUAUCAAAGGAAGCAGGAACUUUUAACUGUUAAAUGCACCCAAGAAGAAAAGGAGAGUUAAAAAAACCCCAGCUACUGAACAAUCAUUGCAAUUUACAAGUCCUGUUGAAUGCCACAGCAGGAGGAAUGAAAAUUCAGAUGCAAAAAUACUUUUGAAAAAGUUCGGAGAAAUAAUGUCACAUUUUGGUUUUGUGCCUUAAAAAUUAGUAUUUCAACAACCUGCAUUUAUUGAUCCUGCUACUUCAUUGAACUUGAAAUAAGUCUCUAUUUCUGAAAGUUAUUGUAGCUUUUAUUCUUUGGAAAAAAAAGUGAGGACAACCCCUAAUUAGAAGUUAAUAAAGCUUAAAGCAUUGUUUCAACUGUU
This is a messenger RNA of Cyanistes caeruleus (blue tit), 1639 nucleotides long. The record is from RefSeq and is a predicted model, not a curated record. Lineage: Eukaryota; Metazoa; Chordata; Aves; Passeriformes; Paridae.